Messenger RNA from Triticum aestivum (bread wheat), 2262 nucleotides. RefSeq lists its product as uncharacterized. NCBI's taxonomy places the organism in Eukaryota, Viridiplantae, Streptophyta, Magnoliopsida, Poales, Poaceae. The record is from RefSeq and is a predicted model, not a curated record. Bases 1225 to 2127 code for a protein of 300 amino acids. The transcript has 5 exons.
GCAACGGUCAGGUUUCAUCGGAUAGGACGAUGGUGCCCCUCUUUGAGCACCAGAGAAAACCCGAUGUCCGGUUCCGUGGAUCUCUCUUUCUCCCACUAUCACAUUCCUAAUUGGAAUUGGCAUCUUUUUUUCUCUCCCUGAUGAGGUGAUGCGAGAAAUUUCAGAUGUACCAAUUUCUAGAAGCAUUUGUUGGGCGAAACCAUUUUCAAGGUGUGAUUGGCGGUGUCGCGACUUAUACAGAGAUGAGAACCAUGAAAAGCAAGAUCUCAAAUAAGAAAACAGACACCGAGGAAGAGGAAACGAACACUAACAUCAAAGGAAGACAACUCUCAAAUGGAUUUGUUGGUCUAUGAUGAGCAAGUAGAAGCAACUUGCUUACUCACCUAGGGUGGCUCCGCCUACUACUCCUACGUAUCCUUCUCACUCGUCAAACCAUAGCUCUAACUCAGUCAAAGUCAAACUCCACAAUUUCUAAGAACAUAAACCCAGUAGCCCAGAAGGAAGGUUAUGUUCAAAACUCAUUUCGUAUUCGAUAACCCAGCCGUACAAGAAAGAGGCUGCUAGUUGACAAUGGUGGCGGCGAUCCCUUGAUGAAGCCAUUUUCUUAGUUGCUCGCGGUGUCUGCCGUUUGGAAUGGGGAUGUUGAAUGCCAUGUUUGGUAUGGGCUGCUUCUCAGGACGUCGGCAUCCGGGACGCGAUAUGCAACGUCGUCAACGGUUCCUCCAUGACUUCUUCCCUUAGGCGUGGUCAGGUCCUACAACCCACUUGCCGACUCCUCUUGGCGUUAAGGUGAGUGCACACUGAUCCGCUCGGUUUUGGAGUUGUGGUUGUGUGACGGAGGUGACACACAUUGGCCGUGACACGGUCUAGGUGAAAAAGCUAGCUUCAAGUCUUAAGCUCAAGAUCAGUUCGGUUGGCGAUGGCCACGACGAGCUUACCAACCUUCAGCUCUUCGUUCGAUCGAGUUUAGCUUCACAGGACGUGUCAUCCCGUCACACGGUACCUAUAUAUACCCCGGCCCCACUAAUAUAAAGUGCAGCCGCACCAACCGCAAUCCCAAUUCGCAACGGCCCUAACAGACAUACGCACGGGCGCGCGGCCGGCAGCACGGCAAGUCGGCGACUCGUGCGCCCGCCGGACACCGGCCCGCCGCUACGUCUACGCCAGCGUGCCGACGCAGGCUUCCACUUUUCUCCCCUCCCCCCGCCCGCUCCUCCUCCUCCCAUGAGCGGGCGCCGCACCGCCCCCCGGCGGCCAGACGAGAUGACGGACUCCACCGACUCGCCGUCGGAGCGCGCGGGCGCCGGCUUGGGCCAACACGCCGGCGGCACGGAUGGCGACGGAGCAGGCGCGCUGUGCCAGUACCAGCACGGCGGCCCCGCCAGGGCGCCGCGGCUGGGGCUCGAGAUCCGGGAGCCCUUCCUGCGUCUGAUCACGUCCAUGCGAGCCGCGCUCGACCCCGCCGCCGACGACAGAGGCGCCGGCCCAGAGGGGGAGGAGCCGCCAGCGGUGAAGAAUCAGGGCCGGAGACGGCUGACGCGGGUGGGACUGCGAGCGCUCCAAAUCGGCGACAGCAAGAUCGAUCGAACGGACGAGUUCGACAUAGCGGCCAAGUUCCAGUACAAGAAGCCCAAGAAGAUGGUGCUCCAGCUGCACCGGGCCGACGCCUUGGUCAAGAUCGACAUCCUCUGGUCCAACAUCCUGGCCAUGUCGGCGCGCUUCGACGACGCGAGAUUCGACAAGCUGAGGAUCCAGGUUAAAUGCGCGUCCGAGCGGUACAGUGCUCCUCAACCUGCGGCAGCAAGCAGAAUGCAUCUCCGAUGGCAGCGCUGCGACGAUGUUAUACCAAGGACCUUUUUUCUCUGGUUUGACAAGGGGACGCUGGAGAGGGGCUACGGCAAAAUGAUGUACGCCGACCCUUCGCUGCUUCGACUGCCGUCGCCCCCUCCGGGACAAGGAGAGGAGGGGGAGGAAGAAGCCCCGUCCCCGCCAUUCCUCAUAGGCGCGACGCCGAGCACGAUGAUGAUGAUAGGCUCAGCAAACACAGGGGCCGAUUCCCCGAUGUAUCAUGAGUACUGGGGCACCCAGUUGCAGGACUCAGCACAUAUUCGUUCCUUGUACAGAUAGCCGUUAUUCAUUGACAUUCAUUUUCUUCAUUCGUUGUAUAGAUGUCGUACAUGGUACAUUCGAACAAUGGUCUUGUCACAUACAAUCUUUUGUACAAUGUUGAGAUUGACAUUUAUGUUGCGUCAUAUAAACGAA